AAUUUAAAUCAUUUAUUUAACACAAUUAUAGUAAAGGAAAAAACAAUUACUUAAAUCAGUAUUUUGUCAGAGCGAAAGGUUUCUCAUGUACACUACUACUACUGUCUUUUCUUUCCAAAAAGAUCUUUAAAAAACCGUAAACUCACCAAACAAACCCCACUCUUGUUUUGCCCAUUUUUGUAAUUAAUUAUGAAUUAAUAUUAUUUUUUGUUUGAAAAGAUAUUUUUAUUUUUGUUUUAUCUCAUCAUCAAUUCAUUUCUCACUAACUGCUAAGGUAUUUUCUAGAGAGAGAAAGAGGGGAACACACACAGAAGAAAGUAGAGAGAGAGAGAGAGAAAACAGCAGCAAAAUAGACAGAGGGGAGGUGGGGGUGUUUCUCAUGCUGCGCGGAAACAAAAAUCCCAUCAGGGCAUAAAACUAAUUCCGAGGCGAGGUAGCGAAUACCAUUAAACGAGACUACAAUUGAUCACAUGGGUGGGUUUGAUGAUCAUAUUGCUGUUAUGGGAGAUUGGAUGCUGACUCCGAACCCUAGUCCAAGAGGCUUUUUUUCAUCGAUAAUGGGUGAUGAUGUUGCUAUUACACAGCCAAUCACCAACUCCGCUUUUGAAUUCAGCGGGCCCCCUUUUAGAGGGCCCGAAGAAAACGUUGUUACUCAAGCUAGUGUAGGAGGUGAUGAAGCAAGCAAAUCGUACGGUGUAGGCGAACCAAGAUCGAGCUCACGGGGAGGUCUAUUGGAGAGGAUCGCAGCUCGAGCUGGUUUCAAUGCCCCAAGAUUAGAUACGGAAAGUAUGAUCAGAACCACUGACCUUUCUAAGAAACAAGAAGUUCAGUCUCCUUAUUUGACUAUUCCUCCUGGUCUUAGUCCAACAUCUCUGCUAGAUUCUCCGGUUUUCCUCACAAAUUCACUGUUUCUUCCGUCUCCGACAACUGGACAAUUUCAAUUUGCUGCAAGUGGAAACAAUCCUGGCUCUGAAUUGAUGGCGGUCGAUUCCGAUAAGAACAAGGAGAACAACUUUGAAAACAUAAGUAAUGUCCCGUCAUUCACAUUCAAGCCUAUCGCCGAAUCUGCUUCUUUCUCGUAUUUUAAUGCAACAAACAAAUCAUUUCCGAGUGAUGGUGCUGUUUCAAACGGCCAAUCCAAGAACAACGACGAACUGUUUCAGCAGUUUAAGCAGGCAGAUUUUUCUAAAAUGCAGACCGAAAACAACGGAGGCAGCAAUCUCUUACAUGAGCAGACGUACAAUUCCGUUGUGGCAGCAGACCAUUCUCCACCGUUGGAUGAACAAAAUCAAGAUGGAGAUCUGCGGAGCUCUGCUGGAGAUCCCCAUCUUGGCGGGGGGGCAUCCGAAGAUGGCUACAGCUGGAGAAAAUACGGUCAGAAACAAGUGAAGGGGAGCGAGUUUCCUCGAAGCUACUACAAGUGCACGGAUCAGAAUUGUUCGGUGAAGAAAAAAGUGGAACGAUCCAACGAAGGCCACAUUACGGAGAUUAUCUACAAGGGGACCCACAACCACCUGAAACCUCCGCCCAAUCGCCGCUCGAUUAUUGGUGGUUUCUCAAACUCACUCGGUUGUGAUAUGCAGAUCGACUCUGAGGAGCAGCAGCCUGGUAGUGGUGGUGGUGAAGUUGGUGAUCUUGUAUGGUCGGCAAUGCAAAAUGGAAAUGAUGUUGUGGGUCCAACUGAUUGGAAACAGGAGAAUCUUGAGACUCAAAGUGGGGCCCACCAUUACGAGGCGGGGGAUGGGGCUUCUCCUUUUACGAACGAUGAGGAAGUGGAGGAAGAGCGUGCAACUCAUGAUGCUGAAGGGGAUGAGUUGGACUCGAAGAGAAGGAAAAUCGAAGCUUAUGCACCGGAGAUGAAUGUGGGGGCAACGAGAGCCAUAAGGGAGCCGAGAGUUGUUGUCCAAACAACCAGUGAGGUGGACAUUCUUGAUGAUGGAUACCGUUGGCGAAAAUAUGGCCAGAAAGUCGUCAAAGGAAAUCCAAAUCCAAGGAGUUACUACAAAUGCACGAGCGCAGGCUGUAAUGUUCGGAAACAUGUGGAGAGGGCUUGUAACGAUCUGAAGUCAGUUAUAACAACGUACGAGGGGAAGCACAACCACGAUGUGCCCGCUGCUCGAAACAGCGUUCAAAUGAAUGCCUUAGGAUCAGGUUCACUUGCUAGUACCCGACAUUCUCCUGCGGUUUCGAAUAAUAAUAUGAACCGGGUCGACCCGUCUCAAAACCGGGGCUGGUUCGAAAGGCCUCCGUCAGCUUCGUUCGGUCAACCGGGAAGCAGGCCACGGGGCUUUGGGCCCGGCUCUGGCUUUGGAAGUAUGGGGUUAGGUGGUUGGGGAAACAACCCAGGCAGGUUGCCAGGUCAUCGGUAUCUGGGGAAUAAUCAGAUGCUGCAGCCUAAAGAUGAACCUGAAAUGGAGCCUGUGAGGGAUAAUGGCUUCGGCUCCUCAGCGGCUUAUCAUCAGCUCAUGAGCCGAUUGCCUAUGUAAAUCUUUCUUAGGACUUUUUUGACUUUUUGAACUUGGUGCCAAAGGAAGUGGACAUAUUAAAUAUACUACAUACUAUUUUAUAACUCUCUUACAACUCUGCUAUUUUACUGGGAUUGCUACUUUUUAUGACUCAUUCUUUAUUUAUUCUUCUUGAUAUAGUGCCAGAGCAA
Erythranthe guttata (spotted monkey flower) is the source of this 2656-nucleotide messenger RNA. Its product is annotated as putative WRKY transcription factor 2. Gene Ontology annotation, molecular function: sequence-specific DNA binding; DNA-binding transcription factor activity. NCBI's taxonomy places the organism in Eukaryota, Viridiplantae, Streptophyta, Magnoliopsida, Lamiales, Phrymaceae. The record is from RefSeq and is a predicted model, not a curated record. Gene Ontology annotation, biological process: regulation of DNA-templated transcription.